Nilaparvata lugens (brown planthopper) is the source of this 3152-nucleotide messenger RNA. RefSeq names its product mismatch repair endonuclease PMS2. Gene Ontology annotation, cellular component: MutLalpha complex. Gene Ontology annotation, molecular function: mismatched DNA binding; ATP-dependent DNA damage sensor activity; ATP binding. Gene Ontology annotation, biological process: mismatch repair. The coding region runs from base 136 to 2886 and encodes 916 amino acids. NCBI's taxonomy places the organism in Eukaryota, Metazoa, Arthropoda, Insecta, Hemiptera, Delphacidae. The transcript has 14 exons. The record is from RefSeq and is a predicted model, not a curated record.
AAGUUUGUUUUAGGUUAUGGAGGGAACAACAUAAAAACAUUGCAUGGAAUCGUCAAGGCUCUAAACUAUUUUUUAUAUAUUUAUUUUAAAUUUCUUUAAAAUUCCAACUUCCCUGUAUAUGUAUAUAAAUCAAUAAUGAGUUCUUCUCCAUCUAGUAGCAGAGAAAUUAAAGCGAUUUCAAAAAAUGACGUACAUAGGAUCUGCUCAGGACAGGUUGUAUUAAAUCUUGCCACAGCUGUGAAAGAACUUGUUGAGAAUAGUUUGGAUGCAGGCGCUACUUCCGUUGAUGUUCUAGUUAAAGAUUAUGGCAGUGAAUUGGUGCAAGUAGCAGACAACGGUUGCGGCGUUUUGCCUGAGAACUUUCAGGCCCUCACUUUGAAACAUCACACUUCGAAACUGCAGGACUUUUCGGAUCUGAUGAGUAUAGACACGUUUGGAUUUCGAGGCGAGGCGCUCAGUUCUCUAUGUGCCUUGAGCAGUCUGUCAAUUGUGACUCGCCACAAAUCGUUGCCAUGUGCCACCAAUUUGGCCUUCGAUGGUAACGGCAUUAUCACAUCGACUACCCAAACGGCUAGACAGGUUGGCACAACUGUAAUGCUGAAAAACAUUUUCUCAUCACUGCCUGUCAGACAGAAAGAAUUUCAGCGCAAUUUGAAGCGAGAAUUUUCAAAAAUGUGUCAGCUAUUAACCGCUUAUUGCCUGGUGUCCACUGGAAUCAAAAUAACAUGUAUAAAUGAAACAAAGAAAGGAAGCCGACAGACAAUUUUAGCAACUCAAGGCUCGAAGACUGUCAGAGACAAUAUUGCAUGUGUCUUCACUACAAAACAAUUAUUGAACCUUCUACCAGUUAAUGAAGUGGAUCUCCAGCCGGAAACGCUGGAAGAAUUGAAAAUGACUCUAGAAGAUUCCAAGGUGUUCAGGCUGGAAGGAUUCAUCUCUUCCUGUGCUCAUGGUGCUGGGAGGUCGAGUGCUGAUAGGCAAUUCUAUUUCAUCAAUUCACGACCUUGUGAACCAACCAAGAUAAUUCGAACUGUGAAUCAGAUUUACCAUCAGUUCAACGCCAAUCAAUCGCCGUUCGUGUUCUUGAAUGUGAUUGUCGCCAGAAAUUGUGUUGAUGUCAAUGUGACUCCCGACAAGCGCCAAAUAUUUCUCGAUAAUGAAAAAUUGUUGCUUGCUGUAAUCAAGGAAACACUUUUGAAACUGUUUGAAAGUAUACCGUCCACGUUCAAAAUCAACAAUGUGCCUUCAAGUAUUACCGGCUCAACUAAUGCCAAGCUGUCAAGUUUGUGGAGUUUCAAGGAGAAACAAGCAAUUGAAUAUCCAGAAUCAUGCAGCAAUUCACCUACUGAUCAUGAUAGAUUGUCAAAAUCAAGAUAUUCCUGUGAAAUGGUCGCGCAAACAAAUUCUGGUAUUGAAACCGAUUCACAAGUUUUUAAAGGGAGUUCUUCGUCUGAAUUAUCAGUGGAAGCAGGAUUUCUAAGCUCUCAAAAUGAUAGUUUUUCACCAAACAGCUGUGUGAAAAUGAAACGUACCCUUUCUGAUGCUGAGACGCCCACCAUUGAUGCAAAACAAAUGAAAUUGAAUUCUUCGCCACAUAGAACGCCACAAAAAGACAAUGUCAGCACGAAACUCUAUAAUCGUUUCAAAGAGAAGUUGGAAGCGUUUAAAAGUGGAAAGAAAGACAAAAGCAAAAGUCCAAGCGAAUAUUCAAUACAAACUAUAGAAAAGAUUAUAGUUCCUGAAAGGGAAAAUGAUGAGUUAUUGAAAUCUACCCAAUCAAUUGACAUUGAGAUGGAUGGAAGAGAGAAUUUUGAGUCUAAAAAUGAUGAAAUAACGAAUUGUGAAGAAAAUAUGGAAGUUAAAUCAAAUAAUAUCGAUAGUUAUGAAAACAAAAAUCAGGAUUUAAAAAAUGAUGGACAAUUAAGGGUAUUAAAUGAAAGAAAAAAUGAAGCUACGGCUACAGAGAAAAUUGAUUGUGAUGUAGAAAAUUAUGUACUUGUUGAAAAAAUUGUGUCUGAUGAUAAUGAACUGGAACAUUGUGUUGAAGCUGAUGACAAUCAAAAUAAAAGUGUUGAUGUCGAUAGUCAACCAGUGGAAUUGGACAGUGGUAUCCCGUCGGGUGAUGAGGCCAGUAGAAAGUCAUUGUUAGUCGAUCUCAGUGUUGAAAACUUGGAAAGAUCUUUCAGUAGAUGGAGGAUUGAAUUGGAGACUGAAGAAGAGGCAAGAGCAAAAACAUUGGUUCGUUUUCGAGCAAUCAUCGAUCCCAGCAAGAAUGAGUUGGCUGAAAAGGAACUUUCUAGAGAAAUAACCAAGGAUAUGUUUCAAAAGAUGGAAGUAAUCGGCCAAUUCAAUUUGGGGUUCAUUAUAGCAAAGUUGAAAUCUGAUCUGUUCAUAGUAGAUCAACAUGCCACUGACGAAAAAUACAAUUUUGAAACUCUUCAAAAAACUACGACCCUAACCAACCAAAAACUUGUCAUACCUCAAAAGUUGGAAUUGACGGCCGUGAAUGAAGGAAUUCUAAUUGACAAUUUGGAAAUAUUCAACGCCAAUGGAUUCGAGUUUAAAAUUGAUGACAAAGCCAAUCCAACGGAAAGAAUAUCUUUGGUGGCAAUACCGAUGAGUAAAAACUGGACUUUCGGCAAAGAGGAUGUUGAUGAGCUGCUCUUCAUGCUUCAGGACUCGCCUCACACUCUGUGCAGACCGUCUCGUGUGAGAGCCAUGUUUGCUUCUAGAGCUUGCCGGAAGUCAGUGAUGAUAGGCAUGCCACUCAACACCAGUCACAUGAAGUCGUUACUUUUGCAUAUGGCAGAAAUCGAGCAACCAUGGAAUUGUCCACAUGGGCGACCAACUAUGAGGCAUUUAGUGAACUUGGACCUGUAUAGAUAAUACCUGAUCCGCAUUUUAUGGCCUCUUCAUUUUGCUACAGAUUGUAAUCUUAUUUGUAGAAUAUAAUCGGCUCGGUCUCGACAGAAUCGCAAGAUCGGCUUGGGGUAUUCUGUAAAUAUUUGGUUUUUGUGAUCUUAGUCAUCAUAAUGACCAAAUGAAACCAUGACUAAAUGAAAACAAGUGAGUGUUUGGGAGACUCAAUCUAACUAAAGAUAACAGUGGUGCAUAUUUUACUUUAAAAAUAUAAUAUUAUGUAAUUAAUCUCA